AUGGAUAACCCCCUGUUCGACCUAAUUGUGGGGAACAUCGACGGAGCGCGAAGGCUGAACGAUCCAGAACGUUUGGGAAAAGACCCGAAGAUGGAGCCCUUGUCAGCUCGGGAACCGCGAAGAGAAGGAACAGCGGAAGAGAAUCCCAUGAAAGAGGUCGCCCGAGCUCAAGAUGAAGCCGAGGUGUUGGAGGAAGUCAAUCAGGAGGCACCAACGGUCACUGUACCGCUUGGGAAAACAUGCCGUGCAGGUAAUGUUGCAACCAAGCGGCUGCCAUCACCUGUGAGUGAAGUGAUGAUGAAGUCGGUCGCCAGGUGCAACCCCACGGGGUCGCACUCCCGACAGUCUAGUGGGGGCUUGGCAGCUUCAGGGCCAUUCACUCGUCCAACAACUACGGAUGCCGAGAAUCCACAUCUGGGACGCCGUCACCGCUGCACCUUCUGCGACUAUGAGACUGAUCGUUCGUCCCACUUGAAAGAGCACAUAAGAGUUCAUUCAGCAUCGAGAUCUUUCAGCCAAGCGGAAACCGCAGAUGCUGAGAAGCUGCAUCUGGGGCACUGCCACCAUUACCACCACUGUGACUUCUGCGACUACAAGACUGAUAACAUCUCCAACCUGAAACGACACAACAGGAUUCAUACAGGCGAGCGUCCAUAUAAGUGCCACCUGUGUCCUCAGAGAUUCUCGCUACUCACCACACUGAAGAACCACGUGCGCACCCACACAGGCGAGCGGCCAUAUCAAUGCCCUUCGUGCCCCCAGACGUUUAAGCAGAGUGGACACCUCAGAUCGCACGUGCGUCAGCAUGAACGCCAGUGA
Molecule: messenger RNA, 819 nt
Organism: Rhipicephalus sanguineus (brown dog tick)
Lineage: Eukaryota; Metazoa; Arthropoda; Arachnida; Ixodida; Ixodidae
Product: zinc finger protein 628-like
Exons: 4
Coding region: 1-819 (272 amino acids)
Biological process (GO): regulation of transcription by RNA polymerase II
Molecular function (GO): RNA polymerase II cis-regulatory region sequence-specific DNA binding; DNA-binding transcription factor activity
Source: RefSeq, a predicted model, not a curated record